This is a messenger RNA of Candidula unifasciata, 300 nucleotides long. The record is from the annotation of a GenBank genome assembly. Lineage: Eukaryota; Metazoa; Mollusca; Gastropoda; Stylommatophora; Geomitridae.
UGAUUCCGCCUACAAGGAUGCCAUUUUUAUAUCACCGCACAAAUUUAUUGGUGGACCACAAACUCCAGGUAUCCUGGUGGCCAAGAAAUGGUUGUUCCAGAACCCAGUACCUCAUGGAGCUGGAGGGGGCACUGUUGUUUUUGUGCGCCGGACUGCCCAUACUUACAGCAGCAACGUGGAACAUCGUGAAGAAGGAGGUACUCCAGGCAUCAUCGAAUCCAUUCGGGCAGGUCUUGUGUUUAAGCUGAAGAUGUCCUUCACACCCCAGUUUAUCAUGGCUAGAGAGCGGCAGUUGUUUAA